AUGGCAGGGCGAGGCGGACCAGCACGGACCAAUGGCACUGCAGCGAGCAACAAGAUCUGCCAGUUUAAACUUGUGCUGUUGGGGGAAUCGGCGGUGGGAAAAUCCAGCUUGGUGCUGCGCUUUGUCAAAGGCCAGUUCCAUGAGUACCAGGAGAGCACCAUAGGAGGUGAGGAGUUAGAGUUUUAAAUCCAUAGACUCAUGUCUUCUCUUUUUUAUGAUUUACUGGCCUUAAAACUGUAUGUUUUAAAAGCUGUUAUUUAAAGGUAAGAGGAUUCAGUCUGAGGUUUGAAGCAAAAUGCUGAAUAAAAGUUUUAGAACUUAGAACAUAUUCCAUAGCAGGAUGAUAACUUAAUUAUCACAAAUGUUUUUGCCGGUACAUAAGAACUGCAUGUGUGUUGGUCUGAAUAUUUUCUGUUGUCUGAGCAUGUGCAGCAGAAGGUGUGGCUGAACCUGUUUUUUUACAGCUGAUCACAUCACCCUCCUAUUAUCCAGUAAAUCCCUCAAAUAUCACAGACAUGUACACUGAUUGUGCAGAAGCAAGUUGCGUUUCCUCUAAAGUGGUAACAGUAAGGUAGAAAACAGAAAAUGCCCUCGAUGAAAUGAAAUCCAUUCGCUCUGCAGCAGACAUUACUUGAAACAGGAAGGACUUGAGAGACCACAGUUGGGGAUUUCCUCUACCUGUCUUUAACUUUGGCACAAAUCUGGGAGAGAUCUAUUUGACAAUGCAAAGAGCCCAAGGGCUACAGGAGUAAACUGUAAACCGUUGACUGGUGUACAGUUAUAAAAACAACAGAUUGGUUUGACAGAUUGAGCAUUUCUCUGCCAAAGCUGCUGUUUUCUGAGACGGAGCUUUUUCAGUCUUUCAUUAACUUGACUCAUCUAAGGCACCUACCUCCUACAGUCUCGCUCCUUUGGGUCUGAUCCCCCCUGCCUGCUACUUUGUAAACAUGCUAGGUUUAACAGAAGCUUAUUGGUAGCACACAAUAACGAAUGCACAUUGUUACUGUCCCAUGUCUUUAUGCUGUGAAGCUAGAUGUUGCAUUUACAUGUAAGGAAACUUUGGUAUCUAUACCCUUAGAAACUGAUUGUGAUAUUGUGGUGAUUAUGACAUUUUUAGGUUAUGAGCUGACAGUAUGUAGUUGAGAUACAGAUAGAAAUUGUGGUGUGUGUGUGUGAGAGGUGAAGGAAGCCAUUAGGAACUCAUCUGAACCCCCGAGGUCACCAUAGUCAGCGCACAAUGGGACAGGAACAGAUUCUGUGAAGUGACAUUUUGUUACUGGGUAUGACCGCAUUACUCUCUGGAUUACUGUAAAAAAAACACACUUGAGUAUUAGCUAGAGACAGGCCUUCUUUUGGUGUCAUUUCCUCUUUUUGUUUCCUAUCAAAUGAACAUUUUCCUCCUCCUCCUACCUGCCUAAUGAGUAAUGAGGCUUAAGAAUGCGGACAGGAUGCUCGAUUUCCCCGAAGACUCCAAACACAUCAGCAUGUUUCAGAUCCCGCUGAAUUUAUGGUCGGCUGCAUGCCUGGUCAAAGAUUACACAGCUUUAAAGCGUGUGUGCUUUUGUAAGUGAGUGUGCAGUUUCCUCAGUCAUGUGACAGUCGGCUGAGUGUGCAGUUGUGCUGGUUGGAUGUGUACAGUAUGUUCCCAGUGUAUACCUGAGGUUUUCCUUUUUUCAUGUGUACUUUGAGACAAACCUUUCCAGCCUCUUUUCCACACUCUUCUGUAGUCUUUUUAAUUUAAUAGGUGUGAUAUGUUUUUACUGUUUUCAAAUCCACUUUUAAAUUUUUUGAUAAUUCCAGAGAGUUUUUGACGACCUCCAUAUAAAAUGUUGGACUUCAUCCGUGUUGAUAACUUCUCUGGUUUCUACAAAAAUUUUUUCAUGUGUACUUUGAGACAAACCUUUACGGCCUGUUUUCCACGCUGCUAUUUAGUCUUAUAAAUUUAAUAGGUGUGAUAUGUUUUUACUAGGGCCGACAGAUAUUUAUUAUUUGGGGCCAAUGCCGAUACCGAUUAUUAGGGGGGGAAAAAAUCUGAUUAUCGAUUAAUUGGCCGAUUUUUAAAUUUUUUAUGAGGUUUUAAAAACAGAUAUAUAUACUGUAGAUAUCAACAGUGUACUUUAUUAUACUGUAGAUAUACUGUAGGCUACUGCUCUUCACGCCGACAGGAAGACCGAUUGAUCAAACUCAGACCAAAAAAGCGUUUUCAACUACACAUUUCCGGUCCUGUCUCAUCUGGAGACAUGCGAAGUAGCUCGAUCACGUAAUGUGUACUGUUGUUUAUUCUACCGUUACUGGUACGGCUAACAGUGUAGCAAGGCUAAUAGCAGAUGGCUAACUCUAACGUUAGCUUGCAUAUUACAUGGUGUGUGACCGAAACUCUCAGUGUAGUGGGUUGAACUGAAACUUGUUGACUUAUUGUGUAUUUCACAAACUAGUUAAUUUACUGUUGAGGCGGACCACUCUCCUCCGCGUGUCCCUGAGCUGCCUGCUGCAGAUCCGUCACUCUGCUGUGCUGUGAGGUAGUUAGUGGAUGAAGACUGUCAUGAGGUCGCUGCACCAUCUACAGGAUGAGUCAGGGAACUUUUCAAAUGGCAGCAAAAAUCGUCAAGUUUUGGCUGAUUACCGAUUAGUCUCAAACGGGCUAAAAUUGGUCGAUUUAAUUGGCUUGCAUAUAAAUCGGUCGGGCCCUAAUUUGUACUGUUAUUUAAAUCCACUUUUUAUUUUUUUGAUAAUUCCAGAGAGCUUGUGACUACCUCUGUGUAAAAUGUUUGACUUCAUCUGUGUUGAUAACUUCUCUGGUUUUCUACAAAUCUCCCCACCAUUCUGAUGAGCUUUGUUUUCUUUGCAGCUGCCUUCCUCACACAGACAGUAUGUUUGGAUGAUACAACAGUCAAGUUUGAGAUCUGGGACACUGCAGGACAGGAACGGUAUCACAGCUUGGCACCCAUGUACUACAGGGGGGCUCAGGCUGCCAUUGUGGUCUACGACAUCACCAACACAGUAAGUCACCUGGACUGUGCCAGAGCUGUCUGAAGGUCUUGAGUCAUUUGCAUGAUCCUUGUCUGCCAGCUCAGUUGAUGAUUGCUGAGUUCAAGAGACAGCCGCAGAACUUUGCUCCUCAAGCCCUUAAAUUCAUACGUAAUGUGUAAAAAUCGCACCAGGGAUUUAAAGUUUAAACACAGCCUGCUUAUGAUUGUGCAUGUUGUACUUUUUUAAAGGACACUUUCACACGUGCAAAGAACUGGGUGAAAGAGCUCCAGCGACAAGCCAGCCCAAACAUUGUCAUUGCACUGGCAGGAAACAAAGCAGACCUGGCCAACAAGAGAGCCGUAGAUCUUCAGGUAAAGAGAAGCUGGACCAUUAAAUCCACCCUGAAAAUAUAUGUUGUGUCUGAAAUCACCCAUUUCUGUAUCUCUGUCUCCAGGAAGCACAAGCAUAUGCAGAUGACAACAGCUUGCUCUUUAUGGAGACUUCAGCCAAGACUGCAAUGAAUGUCAAUGAGAUUUUUAUGGCUAUAGGUAAGUGCUCAUUAGAGCUGACAAGAAUCCACUUAAGAAAUCAUCUCUACCUCUGGAUAGUCAGCUAAUGUUUGCAUCACAGCAGUAGUUUAGUUGAUCAGAACUUAUUAUUAAACUCCUCUUACUUUGAUACUGCUUCCUGGUUUCAAUUUGUACUGGCAAAACACUCUAAAAAGUCAUGAAUUAAAAGGCCAAAUGAACUUAAUUCACAAAGCUCAUAAACAUCUAUGGUUUUAGUGCACUUAAUGCCAACAAGCAAUUGUCAAAGUGUUGUCACUUCAUCUGCACAGUUAGUCAGACAACUCUUUGGAAUCCUACUACACAGGAUAAGUAAAGCCUGCAGGUUAGAGACUGUUAGCACAAACAAAACAGCACAGUUUACCACCACCACCACCACUCACACUGUCUAGAAAUGAAAGCUAGGUUUCUAAAAAUACGUGGCUGUACAUGCAUAGCUUAUUUGGCUGAAUUUAAAUGUGGGUAAGCAUCCAUGCGGUUGAAUAAAACGUGUUGAGUGUGACGAGAGGUUCUUUGAAUCUCUUUUUUGGAGGCUUUAGAUGUUUUCUCUGACAAAUAACAUAAGAGUUACUAAAAUAGAAAAUGUUGUUCAGUUAAAAGCAGCCAUUCAUUGUACUUUUCCCCUUCCCCUAAUAGCCAAAAAGCUUCCUAAGAAUGAGCCUCAGGGUGGAGCAGGUGCUGCUGGACGAGCGCGUGGCGGAGUGGACCUGCAGGAAGCUGCACCACAGGGCAGGAGUGGGCAGUGCUGUGGGGGAGGGAACUAA
Messenger RNA from Xyrichtys novacula (pearly razorfish), 4300 nucleotides. Lineage: Eukaryota; Metazoa; Chordata; Actinopteri; Labriformes; Labridae. The record is from the annotation of a GenBank genome assembly.